Antrostomus carolinensis (chuck-will's-widow) is the source of this 1128-nucleotide messenger RNA. RefSeq names its product NADPH oxidase 5 (gene NOX5). The record is from RefSeq and is a predicted model, not a curated record. Gene Ontology annotation, cellular component: plasma membrane; NADPH oxidase complex. The transcript has 9 exons. Lineage: Eukaryota; Metazoa; Chordata; Aves; Caprimulgiformes; Caprimulgidae. The annotation marks the transcript as partial. Gene Ontology annotation, molecular function: superoxide-generating NAD(P)H oxidase activity. Gene Ontology annotation, biological process: superoxide anion generation; defense response.
GUUUUCUACUGGACCCACCUUUCCUACAUCUCCAUCUGGUCCCUCCUCAUCCUCCACGGUCCCCACUUCUGGAAAUGGUUUGCAGUUCCCGGCUGCCUCUUUGUGCUGGAGAAGGUGGUUGGCUUGGUUGGGCGACGUGCUGGUGGGCUGCGCAUCGUGGAGGUCAACCUGCUCCCCUCCAAGGUGACUCACCUCGUGAUUGAGAGACCACAAUUUUUCCACUACAAGCCUGGAGACUACAUCUACCUGAACAUCCCGGCCAUCGCCACCUAUGAGUGGCAUCCCUUCACCAUCAGCAGCGCUCCCGAGCAGCAAGACACCAUCUGGCUGCACAUCAGGUCGCUGGGCCAGUGGACCAACAAGCUGUACGAGUAUUUCCAGCAGCCCAAAUUGUCCAGCCUGGAGCCAAAACCACUCAGCAGGAGCCUGAGGGAGAAGAGAUGCCGGCGCCGGGCACAGGUUGGUCUCUGCAGCAGGGCUGGCUCAGCAGGAGGGUCCGUGGCCACCAGCAAUGAUGGAGCCAUUCAGCUGACAUCGUACAAAGCCACUGGUGCUGCUGCCCCAGGAGAGGAGGAUCCAUCCGUGGAGGAGGUCUCCACUGGGCUGGGUGAGACCCAUCAGCUCUGCAGCAUCAAGUGCUACAUCGACGGCCCCUACGGGACCCCGACACGGAGGAUCUUCACCUCGGAGCACGCCGUGCUCAUCGGCGCCGGCAUCGGCAUCACCCCCUUUGCCUCCAUCCUGCAGAGCAUCAUGUACAGGUUGGCUCAGGCUGUGGUUGACUUCAUCUGGAUCAACCGGGACCAGAAGCACUUUGAGUGGUUCGUCAGUCUGCUGACCAAACUGGAGAUGGAGCAGGCUGAGCAGGAGCCAGGAGACGACAUGAAGGCCACCGGGCUGCAGAUGGCCCUGGACCUGCUGGCUGCCAAGGAGCAGAGGGACUCGAUCACAGGGCUGAGGACCAGGACCCAACCUGGCCGCCCUGACUGGAGCAAGGUGUUUGGGAAGGUGGCGGAGGAGAAGAGAGGGAAAGUCCAGGUCUUCUUCUGCGGCUCACCAGCACUUGCCAAAGUCAUCAGGGUGCACUGUGAGCACUUCGGCUUCCGCUUCUUCAAAGAGAACUUCUGA